Halichondria panicea is the source of this 983-nucleotide messenger RNA. RefSeq names its product small ribosomal subunit protein mS31-like. Gene Ontology annotation, cellular component: mitochondrial small ribosomal subunit. Gene Ontology annotation, molecular function: structural constituent of ribosome. The record is from RefSeq and is a predicted model, not a curated record. The transcript has 6 exons. Bases 42 to 902 code for a protein of 286 amino acids. NCBI's taxonomy places the organism in Eukaryota, Metazoa, Porifera, Demospongiae, Suberitida, Halichondriidae.
AUAAUUCCUUAAUUAAACACAGAGUAGUAUACGGAACCAGCAUGGCAGCUACCCUAAAGCCUAUGCUAUAUUCUCGCCAUUUAUCUGGCCUUUUGAGGGCACCAUGCAAGCUCUCUACUCCUCUGAGGCUGGUGUAUGGACUCAGGAGCCUGUCUGCUAGCUUCCCUGUAAGCAAAGACCCCAACACGCCACGCAAAGCUGGAGAUAAGGGACCUGGCAAGAACUACCGUAGGAAGGUGGCUAAAAAAGCCAAGGCUCUCCCUGAGGAGGGUGGAGAAGGCGGUGGUGGUCUGGACUCACUGCUUAUGAGUAUGCAGCACAUGGAGGGGACAUCAGAACAGGAGGCUGGGGGCAAGGAGACUCCUGAUCUAAUGAACAUCCUCUCUGGAAUAAAAGUGGUCAGUACUGGAGGGGAAAGUCAGAGAAGGAGAACAGAGUCCUCCGCUGUGACCAGCUGUCAGUUCCUAGACCCCACCGCUGGGCCAAGGCUUGAAUUAUUCUACAAACCAAAGGCAGGAGUGCCCAUCAAGCCUCCAGGAAAGCCAACGUACGCUGAGAUAGAGGAACGAGAGAAGAUCAAAGACCUUCUAAUGCUGCGACCGUGGAGUCACUAUAACGACGUGCUUGAGAACAGGGGAAUUCCCUUCCCACGGCAAUUCCCCAUUGACAAUGAAAACUACGAUCAAGGUGAUGAGGUCGGAGUAGGGUUUGAGGAUCAUGUUCUGUUGGACCACCUUCUGACAGAGCUCCCUAAGAAAGGUCCUGUGAGACACUUCAUGGAGUUAGUGGUGACUGGACUCUCCAAGAACCCUCACUACACUGCUGAGGAGAAGAGGGAGAUGGUGGCCUGGUACAAGAACUACUUUGACAGCUUCACAGCAGAGCAGCUGCAAGCUAUUUGAGUCGUUAUGUGUUGUAGGGACAUUUAGUUGUGAUGCUGUGUGUUGUGUCUACUCAGUCAUUAUUGUGAUUACUCAUGAGAA